UAGUCACUGAUGAGGGCACGUAUGAGCGUUGCAUGGUUGAGUGCCUGUGAACUUACACGAUUAUCUCUCCACCUCCUAACAGAUAUACUUCACAACACUGACCAACCCACACAACAAACUUACAACAGUUCUGUAGCACCGCACCGUCCAUCAACUUACCAUGCCGCCGCCUCUCACCCUGGAGAUCUCCUCCUCCAUCAUCUUCCCACGCUCCAACUCCCUCGGCGAUGGCAGCAUAGUAAUCGACGUCUCCCCGCCAUCUCCCGCGGGCGGCAGCCGUCCCAUGCAGCAGCCGCUCCGCAAGGAUGUGCUCAAAACCGGACCCGAGCACCCUAUCUACCGCCUGCCACAAUCCAUCUCCUCAGGCGGCCUCAAAGUCCACUUGAACCAGUACACGCCUCCCAACCCGCGCGGGAUCGAGAAGAUUCAGCGGCGCUCCUUGAUCUCGGCGAUUGACGAGGAACACAUCAUCUUUGAGAUUGCGAAGGCGUCGCUGGGCGAUGCUGGCGCGGAGUAUGCCAUUCACAACUUCUUGCGCGAGGAUGGUGAGGGGUCGUAUGGACGCGGCUCGGUGAAGUUUACACCAGGAUGGUUCUCGGGAGGCGUCUGGACAGUGGCUUAUGUAUAUAAGUCUGCGGGACAGGUGCAGGAGUCGCGAGUGGACCUGAGGGUCGAUGAGGGCGGGAAGGAGGAUGGUAUAUGGAAGAUGACGUUUCCCAUGGAAGGCGUGAUUGCGAGGGAACGGCCGCAGGAGGAGGGCGCGUUCGCGGAGAAUGGAAGGUCCAUCGAUAUUGUUGACGGCUCGCCAGGAUUGGAGGGCUGGAGUGAUGCCGAAUGGAGGGACUUUUUGGCGGCGUGCUGGAUCACGAAAGUGUGGAAUAUUUGCACGAGGACUCAGUGGUUUAGUGCGAGUAUACGGAAGGGUGAGGCGAAUGGUCUUAGGACAUGGUAGUCAUAUGAAUUCAUUGAUUUUGUUGUUGAAAUCGUCAAGAUCUCAGGAUUGUGUGCACUUAUAAUUAUGAAUGAACGAAUGUGUUGGCCUAUUUCUUCUAUCUAUUCGCUCAAGCUUCACCUGAAGAUGUCUAAUAGCUUUGCAAGUGAAUAUUCGCUGAAAGGUUUCUGAUACCUAUUCCACCCACCAGCGUCAGGAGCUCAGAGAGAGAGAAAGUUAAUUUAUU
Messenger RNA from Tricharina praecox, 1178 nucleotides. RefSeq lists its product as uncharacterized. The transcript has a single exon. The coding region runs from base 161 to 952 and encodes 263 amino acids. The record is from RefSeq and is a predicted model, not a curated record. NCBI's taxonomy places the organism in Eukaryota, Fungi, Ascomycota, Pezizomycetes, Pezizales, Pyronemataceae.